Phialemonium atrogriseum is the source of this 3038-nucleotide messenger RNA. RefSeq names its product VID27-domain-containing protein. The transcript is spliced from 2 exons. The record is from RefSeq and is a predicted model, not a curated record. The coding region runs from base 139 to 2574 and encodes 811 amino acids. Gene Ontology annotation, cellular component: nucleus; cytoplasm. Lineage: Eukaryota; Fungi; Ascomycota; Sordariomycetes; Cephalothecales; Cephalothecaceae.
CAAGCUCUUCCGCCUUCCCACCUAGGCCAGGCUGCCUUCUCAUGAGCUGUUGACGAUUUAUUUAAUCCUCUUCGUCCCGAAAUUCAUCCUGCCGUCAACUACAGAAGUUCUGCCUACGUCUCCCGACUGGAAAUCGCAAUGUUUGUACUGCGGAAUGUGGGAAAGCUCAUAUUUGGCUCCAGCAGCCAAGAGUCCAUGAUCGAGCUCCCCCAAGGACAACUCUACCUUGUUCGACCACUCUCGCCCAAAGGCUACUCCGAACUCAUCUUCAAGGACGCCGCUGCCCGCAUCCGCAAGACCGGGCAAGACUUCCACUACCAGCUUGUCGUCCAGCGUGUCUACGAGGAAGGCGAAGCCGAGCUUCUCGAGGACGAGGACGGCGAAGACGGCGAGGCCGACGUCUUGGACACCGAGCGUGACGAGAAGACCUUCCUACUCGACGAGGCCUUGCAUUUCCGUGUCGAGAGCAGGGAAGGAAGCGAGAAGGUCCUUGCCUGGAGGGACCUGAGCGGCGACGCCGGAGACCUCUACGAGUUUGUCUGCGAUCCCGGUGUCCAGUCGAGCCAGGUUGAACAAUUCUUCCUCAUCGCGAGGCAGUGCCAAUACGAACGCAGGUACCGCAAGCCACACACUACAGCCUCGGACGAGGAUCUUGAGCGCUUCGAGUUCCACGAACAAGCAAUCCCUCCGGCCAGUCCGAUCCACAGCCCAUCGCUUACGAGGUCUAUUGAAUCCUCCGACUCCAUGUUUCUAAGUAAACACGCACCCAACACGGGUGCGAAGAGGAAUAAGGUUGUCCAACCUGACCCCGAGGCGACUCCCACCAAAAAAGCGAGGGACCCCAACCCGCCCAAAGUUUCGGAGACUCCCGAGGCGCGGGAGAUUCUGGCCCUUGAGAAUUGCGAGCUUCACUUCUUCGACUUCCCCUCCGGCGCAUUCGUUCUUCAAAAUGCAGCUGUCACGGCGACAGUUUCUGAGGUGGGCAAUUGGCAGUACUGGCUCCAGGUUGGAAACAACGACCGGGACUGGCUGGGGAUCCCUGUCACUGCCGACAUCAACCCGGUGUUCAACUUUGAGUUCCUCUCGUUCAUCUUCAAUCAGUUCACUGAAGAUGGCUCGGCCUACUCUUGGCUCUUGCGGUUCAAGGACCAGCCCACCCUCGAGCGCUUCCAGGAAGGCUUGCUGCGGGCCCUGUGGGAGCAGUUGAAUGAGAUCAAGUGGGCCAAGGUCAAGGAGCGCGAGCGCGACUAUGUUACUGAUGCCUUCGCCGACUUGACGAUGGGUGACGCUGAUCAAGCUGAAGAGUCCGAGGAGGAAGUCGAGGAGGAGGAAGAGGAUCAGGAUGACGGUGCCAAGUCCGAGCAUUACGACAGUGAUGAGGAUGAGGAUGACGUUGACUUCCAGCCCAAGGACGGCGAGGUCAACAAGCAGAUCGCCGUCGGCUACAAGCACGACCGGUCGUUCGUCGUCCGUGGCUCCAAGAUCGGCGUCUUCAAACACACCCCCAACAAUCACCUCGAGUUCAGCACCAAUAUCUCCAAGGUUCAGACGCCCAAGGGUGAGCUCUUCUCGCCGAAGAAGGUCAUGCUUCACAACGAGGAUCGGAACUUGAUCCUUCAAAAGGACUCCGACCCCAACAAUCUGUUCCGGAUGGACCUCGAGUACGGCAAGGUCAUUGACGAAUGGAAAGUCCACGAGGACAUCCCAGUCGUGACAUUCGCCCCGGAGAACAAGUUUGCACAGAUGACCCACGAGCCCACCUUCCUGGGCAUCAGCCAGAAUGCCCUCUACCGAGUUGAUCCACGCCUCAGCGGCAGCAAGCUUGUGGAUGCUCAGCUGAAGCAGUACGCCAGCAAGAACGACUUCAGCGCGCUCGCCACCACUGAGAAGGGCUACAUCGCAGUGGCCUCGAACAAGGGCGACAUCCGGCUCUUCGACAGACUCGGCAUCAACGCCAAGACGCAUAUCCCCGCCCUCGGCGAACCCAUCAUCGGGCUCGACGUCUCGGCUGACGGACGAUGGGUCUUGGCCACCUGUCGCACCUACCUCCUGCUCAUCGACGCGCAGCAGAAGUCGGGCAAGAACGAGGGCAAGCUCGGUUUCGAGAAGUCAUUCGCGGCUGACUCCAAGCCCCAGCCGCGCCGCCUGGGUCUGACGCCGGAGCACGUCGCCCAGUUCGCCUACGAGACAGGCAAGGGUGUCGGAUUCACGCCGGCCAAGUUCAACACGGGCACCGGGGCGGAGGAGACGAGCAUCAUCACGGCCACUGGCCCGUACAUCAUCGAGUGGAGUCUUAAGAAGGUCCUGGGCGGCAAGAAGGCGCCGUACAUGAUCAAGCGGUACACGGACGACGUCAAGGCCGACGACUUCAAGUACGGCUCGGACAAGAAUGUCAUUGUCGCCCUGCCCCACGAGGUCAACAUGGUCGACCGCGCGAGGCUGAAGCGGCCCACCCGCGAGAGCAUCGCCGGCGACUUUGGGCUCGCCGGCAGGCGGAGCUCGGCGCGCAUCGGCAACCGGGACAGCGGCCGGUACAAGCUCGGCAAGGACGAUGUCGUGAACUCGCCCUACUAGGCCCUAAGUGGGCACUUGCUUGCUUGCUUGUUUGUUUCUUAUCGCAGGCGUUAGGUUGGGGGGAAAGGGGGGGCGCGGUCCGAGUUAUACCCGAUACCGCAAUGGGGCCGGAGGCGAAGGAACCUGGUUUCGCAGGGGCACAUCAAACCCCUCGGACUAGAGGGUUUGGAGAGGGGGAUUUCCUAAUCAUGACUUUCUUCUUCUUCUUCUUCUUUUCUUCGGGGACGAACUCAGCUACGGCUGCUUUUGGUGACGGAUUUAUCUUCUUCUUGAGAACUGAGAACACGUCGUUGGCACGUUAAUGUAUGUUCUGGGUUUUAUGUGUUCGUGUCAUCGCCGAGAACCGCCGAAUCGAAGUCGGUAGGGCGUCGGAGAACGUAGGCAGUUAGUUAUUCUAGCUAGGUCGAGAGAUACCACAAGGCAGGGUGAUGGAGCCGUGGCAAUCCAUAUUAUUUCUUCCUGCA